GAUAGAGACAGAUCACUAGUCAAAAGCAAAAAUUCUCAUCCGUUUAUCAUGAUAAAUGUUAUCUCAAACGAAGAUAGAGUGAUCAAAUAUUACUACACACGAAUCAAUUCACGACGAAACAACGAUGAGGACAUAGUCAGUCAGUUGCAGAACAACGUUACCUACGGAAAUUAUAAACUACAGUAUAACUUGAUCCAAUUCUCUUACGAAAACCAACCAACUCCGGUUGAAUUUCAUUUCACCGUGUCUAACGUUGCAAAGUGGAGUUCAGUCGAACCAUCUUUGUUCGAGCGCACGUACUCUUACAUUGGUGAUGAAUACAGAUACAACAGGUUUCAAAUCGACGGUAGUCCAUCCAACAUAGUUAUGGGGUAUUUGCUCCUUAGUAGGCAAAAUGGAAGCAACGUGACAAUAACUCAAUCUGACGCCGUUGCAAGCAUUAUAUUGAACGCAAUUAUGUCCGUGGAUGAUCUGUUCAAUGAGUAUUCGGAAAAUUCCCUUCUGGUUCCAAUCACUAUUGACAAAGGAAGCAAUGAUCAAAUCAUGGAGAUGAUACCACCGAUUUACAGAGCUCAUGUCGAGCCGGGAUAUCUGCAGUUUCGUGCCUACAAUUUGACGGGAUACCCCAAUGCGUUAUGUCCAGGUGUGAAGGUUAAAUCAAUCUCACCUGAAUAUUCAUGCAUUGGGGGUUUAUCAAACGAUGCAACAAAAUAUGGAACAUGCGGUGACUUUGCAGGAUGGGGAGGAAAAUCAAAUGACAUUAUCGCACAGUCGUCUGCAAACGGAUCCGCUCAUUCAAAAGAUGAUAUUUCGUCUUCCAUCCUCAUAUUUUAUCGUUAGUGUAUUAGCAUGUCUCUAAAAUACACCUUUGUCAUUUAAAAUCCAUUCUACGCGGGAAAAUAAAAAGGGACAUAAACAAACAGCCUUCAAAUAUACGAGAUUUAAAAGGUGAACACAAGGCUAAAUAUUUGCAUUCGAUUGUAGAUUUUAUUGCGAAAAUAUCAAACCCUUCAGACUUUAAAAUUUUAUUUACAUCAUCGAAAAAGAAAAAAUAUUUAAACAACGAGAUUACCGACAAGCAACAAGCGAUUUACCAAAAAAUUAUGAAAAUACAAUGUUAUGUUCAUGUGACUACAUCUUCCUCGAGACUUGGUGUUAAAAUUGUUUGUCUAUUAUACCACUUUUUACGUUUCCGAGUAGGAUGAAUUUUUGUUAAUGACCAAGAUUAUUGAUUGUGUAUAAAUCAUAACUUGCUCUUUUUUGCUAUCGUUAGAUUACUUUUGUAUAUCGAACAUGCUUGUUGUAACGCAAAAAACACAUGUUAUACGUUGAUCUGAUGAUAAUUU
Styela clava is the source of this 1346-nucleotide messenger RNA. Lineage: Eukaryota; Metazoa; Chordata; Ascidiacea; Stolidobranchia; Styelidae. The record is from RefSeq and is a predicted model, not a curated record.